AUGACCAUCACUGUCGGUGGCCAGUGCUUCCCUUAUUUCACGGACGCAGAUGAAUGUGACAUGUGGGCACGUACGCUCGGAUUUCGUGCACAGCUCACAGAGGCCGGGUGCGCCACAUCCAACGGCAUCAUCAGUCCUUCCUUCAACACGGAGGAUGACUGCCUUGCAGCGGCAACUGCCAUUGCAGAUGCCACAUCGUGCGGUGAUGCCACGCCGAUGUGCUUCUUCGCCGACCCAGACUAUCUUCUCCAGGCUGACGAAAGCAACUGCUCCUGCCUUCUCGAGAUUGCACAGGAGCUCGAGUGCUUUGCCUUUCCGUGCCUGCGCGACCCGUGUAAGAACGGUGCCACCUGCGUGACCAACACGUCCUGUGUUGAUGACGUCACCAAUACUUACUGCUUCGAAUGCGAGUGUACCGAUGAGUUUACGGGCCGCUUCUGUGACCAAGAUGCCAACCCCUGCGACACAGACAACGGUGGCUGUGAUGACACGUGCGUGGAUGGCGUGGGUGCACACUACUGUCGCUGCAACAAUCGACCACUGGCAACAGCCGGCAUGGGCGAUUGUGCAUCGUUCUGUGAUUGGACUUGGUCUCUAUUUGAGGACCGUGUCCUGCGCUGUCUUGAUUUCGUCACAGCCCCAGUCGGCACGCCACUAUCAGGCAUUGGGGAUGUUGCUGUACAGCCGCCAACAAGCACGGCUGUCGCUGUUCGAUCCUCUGCAAGCUUGGAUCGCAACCGCUACCUCUCUUUCGAGGACGCGUGUGGUGAUGGUGUUCGCUUGUCUGGGCCGUUUGACUGCACGGGUGGCUGCUAUGUCUCGUUUGACUUCUGGUUUGACGACGACAACGAUGCUGACACUCAUCUCACAGUGACGGCGCGGGCGAGCGACGGCUCAGCCAUUGCAACCGCAACCAGUGACAAGGGCGGCGGAGAGACCGCGUUUGGAGAUGUGGCGCAUACUUCCGGUACAUGGCGGCGGGUUGUGCUGCCACUCAUCACAGGUGACGUCGCCCGACUCGUGUUUCAGGUGGAUGAAGCUUCCACAUGCAAUGCAAACUAUCGUGUGGAUGACGUACUUGUUGCGAUGGCAUAAGCCGUGGUGUGUGUGUGUGUGUGUCUGUCUGUCUGUCUGUGUGUGUGUGUUAGCGUGAGUGUGUGUAUCUGUGCCUGUGGUAGUGUGUCUUCUCAAGAGAUGGCCGUGCGGCUUGUACAGCUAAUUGCGUUGGUUCCUUUUUUGUUUUGUGUUAAACUGAACCCCGGACUGGCCCCACCCCUGCUGUUACCCUGGUUGGCCACACAUUGGCCGCAUUAAAGCACACCCCGCUUCCCA
This is a messenger RNA of Salpingoeca rosetta, 1332 nucleotides long. RefSeq lists its product as uncharacterized. NCBI's taxonomy places the organism in Eukaryota, Choanoflagellata, Craspedida, Salpingoecidae. The record is from RefSeq and is a predicted model, not a curated record. The transcript is spliced from 6 exons. Bases 1 to 1095 code for a protein of 364 amino acids.